GCAAUAUUCGGACGGCCGGGCCAUGGCGUAGCGCCGGCGGCCGUUUGGUUACUCGGCGCCGCGGGUGGUAGCGAAGAUGUUUAAACGGGCUGGACUUUACGGCGCCGCGGACAGCCCGUGUCCAGUAGAAAAAAAGCCUUACCCAACUGGUCCAUUAACCAGAUCCAGCCACCAUAGGAGUCUAGGGUUCGUUCCUUUGGCCUCUGCUUGUCGGAAGUCGGAACAAGACACUCCCGUACCGGCACGCCAUCGGGCUUCCUCUCGCUGCCGCGUAUGGUUCUAUGAUUCUAUCGGGUUUGUCUCGUCGAUUUCUUGUGCUUCCAGGGGCAGUCGCUUUUUCUUAAAGAGAGGUGUUCAAAUCAUAUUCCAUUUUCUAUACAGUUGUGGAAGGCUGGGCAAUUGGAAAUGGAAGUAGACACAGUGAAGGAUGUAUUUGAUCGUGUCGUGAAAAAGCAGAAGCUUAAAUCCUCAAAGACUAUAGAUCUGGUGAACCAUGUGGAGAAAGAAAUUGACCAGGCCAUCAAAGCUAUCCAGGGAAACGGCACAGAAGGGGAUUCUGCAGCAAACAUGACCCAUGAAAUUCUUCUUAAUCUGAAGAAUAAGCUGAAAGAGAUGGCCCCAACGAAGCAACUCAAAAGCUGCCAGAAAGAAAUGAACACUGCUCUCAGCACGUGGGUCAAGACCACAGAGAAACUCUUCAUCCACGACAUUUCAAAAGCUUAUAGGAAUGUGGACAUGGAACCAAAUGUACUGAAUGAACUUAUUGCAAACCAUCUAUAUCGUGAGGCGUUGUUUGACAUUGGUGAUAGCUUUAUUGGAGAGGCCAGUUGCACAGCAUCUUUGAAGCUGAAACAACUGUUUCAGAAUAUGUAUGAGAUUCACGGUGCAUUGAAGGCUGGGAAGCCUGAGCUAGCUCUGAGUUGGGCAAUGAAGAAUCAUGACGCUCUUUUGCAAAACAGUUACUGUCUUGAGCUGAAGCUUCACCAGUUCCAGUUUGUUGACAUGCUUAAACAAGGAAACCGAGAUCAAGCUCUGCAGUAUGCUAGGGCAUACCUGGCUCCCUUUGCUACCACACGCAAGGAAGAGAUCCAGAGGUUGAUAGCCUCCAUACUAUGGGCCGGGCGUCUUGAUCAGUCGCCAUAUACCGAGUUCUUGUCACCAACAAACUGGGAGAUGCUAGCCGAAGAGUUUGCUCAACAGUUCUGCAAUCUAAUCGGUCAAUCCUCCACAGAUCCUAUGGGUACGGCGGUGUCAGUUGGAGCUGAAGUAUUGCCGAUUCUUAUUAAACUUAUGACUGUAGUAACUGCCAAGAGAGACUGGCAUUCUAUGAAGCAAUUUCCUUUCCCACUGGACCUUCGUAGCGAGUUUCAGUUCCACUCAGUGUUUGUCUGCCCUGUGCUCCGCGAUCAAGGAGGUGAUGGUAACGCACCGAUGCUUCUGCCUUGUGGGCAUGUCUUGUCGAAGCAGUCAACACUAAAGUUGUCAAAGAACAGCUCCCGAUCUUUCAAGUGUCCGUACUGCCCGUUUGAAGCGAUGACAUCCGGCUGUAAGCAGCUUUAUUUGUGAUCAGAAAUGAGGAAUCUUUAAUAUACGCUUGGGCAUUUUAGUGCAGUGGUCUUUGUUGUCUCUCCUCCUACACAGUCACACAGAGUGCCUUGUUUAUCACCUCUCCGAUAAUCUCACAUGGUUGAGAUUUGCGAAGGCAGCCCUGUACUGUAUGUGCUUAAUUGCUCGUGUGUGGUAUAUAAUAUAGUACUCCCUCCGUUCCAUAAUUCUUGUCGAAAUCUUACAUGUAUCUAGACACUUUUUAUGAAUAGAUGCAUCCAUUCUUGAGCAAAUUUGAGACAAGAAUUAUGGAACGGAGGGAGUAUGAAACAAACAUCAGGAACAUGCUGGAAGAUUUUGUUUUGUGAGUUUAAGGUGCCAAUGAAAAUUUUAUGAUGUGA
This is a messenger RNA of Brachypodium distachyon (stiff brome), 1946 nucleotides long. RefSeq names its product protein RMD5 homolog. The transcript is spliced from 3 exons. The record is from RefSeq and is a predicted model, not a curated record. Gene Ontology annotation, biological process: proteasome-mediated ubiquitin-dependent protein catabolic process. Bases 406 to 1566 code for a protein of 386 amino acids. NCBI's taxonomy places the organism in Eukaryota, Viridiplantae, Streptophyta, Magnoliopsida, Poales, Poaceae. Gene Ontology annotation, cellular component: nucleus; cytoplasm; GID complex. Gene Ontology annotation, molecular function: ubiquitin protein ligase activity.